Molecule: messenger RNA, 2839 nt
Organism: Eriocheir sinensis (Chinese mitten crab)
Lineage: Eukaryota; Metazoa; Arthropoda; Malacostraca; Decapoda; Varunidae
Gene: Sar1
Product: GTP-binding protein SAR1b-like
Exons: 6
Coding region: 125-706 (193 amino acids)
Biological process (GO): membrane organization; intracellular protein transport; vesicle organization
Cellular component (GO): endoplasmic reticulum exit site; COPII vesicle coat
Molecular function (GO): GTP binding; GTPase activity
Source: RefSeq, a predicted model, not a curated record
AGCCGAGUCCUAAAGCGUCCGCCAUGUUCCGUCGUCUAUAGCCGAGGCAGAGCAAGAGGAGAAUGGUGAGGCUGCACACGGCGGGUCUUUAGCACACUCUCUCUGUCUCAGACGCGCCUCCAACAUGUUUCUGUGGGACUGGUUAACCGGAGUGCUGGGCUACUUGGGCCUGUGGAAGAAGAGUGGCAAGCUGCUGUUCCUGGGUCUGGACAAUGCCGGGAAGACCACGCUGCUCCACAUGCUGAAGGACGACCGCAUGGCCCAGCACGUCCCCACACUACACCCAACGUCGGAGGAGCUCAGCAUAGGUCAGAUCAAGUUCACGACCUUUGACCUUGGUGGGCAUCACCAGGCGCGGCGAGUGUGGAAGGACUACUUCCCUGCCGUGGACGCCAUCGUCUUCCUCAUAGACGCUGCAGACCGGGGACGCUUUUCGGAGUCCAAGGCUGAGCUGGACUCCCUGCUCACCGAUGACCAGCUCUCCAAUGUCCCCAUCGUCAUCCUCGGCAACAAGAUUGAUGUCGCCGGCGCCGCCUCCGAGGAUGAGCUGAGACAGUACUUUGGGCUCUUCGGACAGACCACGGGAAAGCACAAAAUCCCGAGGAACGAGCUGCCGGGCCGCCCCCUGGAGCUGUUCAUGUGUUCCGUGCUGAAGCGUCAGGGCUAUGGGGAAGGCUUCCGCUGGAUUGCAAACUACAUCGACUAAUACGACCCCUCUCCCCUCGUCCCCCUCCCCUGCCCUGCCCCUCAUCCCUGCUCCCUCGCUCACCUCUCAACCCCCCCCCCCUCCUCUUCUUCCUUAUCUGAUGCCCUUUACUAUCUGUCAAUCUGCCCUAAUCUGUCUGUAAUUCACCUCCUGGUAUACACACACACACACACACACACACUCCUGUCUCUCUCUCUCUCUCUCUUAUCUCUUCUUGUACUCCCUUAUCCACCUUUUCUUCCUAUCUCUGUUAUUCCAUACACUCACUUUCCUCCUACCUUUCCCUUCUUCCUCUCCUUCAUGGUAUUGUGUUUCUUUGCCUUUCCUUCUGUCUGUCUGUCUAUUCUAAUCCUGCAUCCAACAUCCUCUCAAAAUCCCUCCUUGUCCCUUCCUUUGUUCCCAUCCUCCCUCCUUCCCAUUCUCUUAUCUCUCUCCUCCCUCUCCAUCCCCACCCUGCUUCCUUCCCUCCCUCCCUCAGAACUCAUUCCCACACUCGUCAGUUUUUGAAUUUUUAACGUUAAGUCUUGGAGAGAGAAAGAAGAAGAAACAAGUGCUAUGCCAACAACAACAAGAACAGUGACUCAUGACAGACGGAGCGAGCAAGAGAGACAGAGAGAGAGAGAAAAAACGUCCGUCAAGAACCCAAACCGACAGCAAAAAAAGAAAAAAAAUGAAAGUGUUAUUCCAAGAGUUAUUAUUACGAUUAAGUUGUUAUAAGUUUUAAGUCUUUUUCUUCCUUCCUCCCCCUUAGAGAAAACACACGAAAAAAUCAAUUAUUACUAUCCGUACAACUAUUAUCGUCGCUGCUAAGAGAGGUAGUGCCGCGGAGGAGGGCCAUCAGCUCGGCCUUCUUCCCUGCGGGCGGGUGAUUGUUUUUAUAUACGCUAGAGUUUGUCCGCUAUUUAUUUAUUGUGGUCGCGGCCGUCACCCCGAGUUGGUAAGUUAACGGUUACUAUUACUAAUGUUUUCCCGGAGAGGUCAAUGGUUGGUUGGUGAGGUUGAUUAGGUUAGUGCUGUGGUGCUGGGCAAGGCUAACACAGGACAGAGAGAGAGAGGCUGGAUGACAGGAAAGUAGUGGAUGAAAGCAAGAAUCAGGAUGAGAAAGUAAACUGAAAAAUAACAAUAAUCAAUAAUAAGUGAAGGUUACGCGGAUAAACAACACACACGGCUGAUUGAAAUGUGAGAAGAGAAGAUAAAUUAAAGUAAGGGACAACUGAUGCAAGAAUAGACAUGAGAAAAGAAGAACGAACAGUCAACAGACGAAAUGAAAUGAUGAAAGAAGUGAUGGAGCCAAAUGGACAAUGGAUGGAAGAACUAGAGAGGCCAAUAAAUGAAAGAAGAAAAGAAUAAACAAGAAUAAAUGGAUAAUAGACACAAAAACAGGUGGCCAAUAGAUUCAAGGAAGAGAUGUAUAAGCGCCGAAACUAAAUGGCCAAUACACAUUAUGAGGAAAACGAUAAACAGCAAGAAGACACGAGAAGAAAAAUAAUAAAUACCACAAAUAGAAAUAUAAAUGCCUGAAGGAUGCUAAGAAAAUAAAUGACCGAGAAGACGUCCCCAAAAAAUAUAAACGCCGGAAAUGAUUAAACUCGGACACCAUCAGGAGAGUAAACGACAAAGACCCCACAGUAAAAGAAUAGACGCAAGAAUGAACGACAAAAAUGAUUCACUUGGACGCCACUAAGGAGAGAAUAAACGCCAGAAGGACGCCACGAAGAAAGGUAUAAACGACACGAAACUUAAAUAAUUCACCAAUCAAUUCUAUAAACUCCGAGGACGAACGCCGGACCCCAUACGCAGAUAGGUCGAAACAUCUACACCCACCACCAUCAACCCCCAAAAGACGACCCAACAAUGACGGCAACAACGGCAAAUCGUCCCUUCAUCUUCAGUUCUAAUAUGCGUGUGUUCGUGCGUUCGUCCUCGCGUUAAAAUCUGCCUUGCGUGUGAGAUGUAACAGGCGUCUUAACCCCCCACCCCCACCCCUCGCUCCCUCCCCCCUUCGUCCUCUACGCCAGGGAGUGGACGAUGAUGGUGACAGUGAAUAUGAAGGUGAAGAUGCCCCCUUAACUGUGUAUUUCCAGGUUUCUGUUAUACCAAGCAACUUUAUAUAAGAAAAGCAUGUAAACUUGA